Messenger RNA from Sorex araneus (European shrew), 1173 nucleotides. Its product is annotated as casein kinase II subunit alpha-like. Gene Ontology annotation, molecular function: ATP binding; protein serine/threonine kinase activity. Gene Ontology annotation, biological process: protein phosphorylation. The transcript has a single exon. Lineage: Eukaryota; Metazoa; Chordata; Mammalia; Eulipotyphla; Soricidae. The record is from RefSeq and is a predicted model, not a curated record. Gene Ontology annotation, cellular component: cytosol; nucleus; protein kinase CK2 complex. The coding region runs from base 1 to 1173 and encodes 390 amino acids.
AUGUCGAUAUCCAAACAAAGUAGGGCAAGAGUUUAUGCAGAGGUUAAUGCAGAACGACCCAGAGAAUACUGGGAUUAUGAAUCAUAUGUGGUGGAGUGGGGAAAACGUGAUGAUUACCAUCUCAUUCGAAAACUGGGCAAGGGAAACUAUAGUGAAGUAUUUGAAGCUAUCAACACUAAAAAUAGGAAAAAAGUUGCCAUUAAAAUACUCAAGCCAGUAACGGAUAAUAAAGUCAAGCGUGAAAUAAAGAUUUUGGAGAAUUUGCGUGGUGGUCCCAACAUCAUAUAUUUACAAGACAUUAUAAAAUGCCCUAGUAUAGGAGCACCUGCCUUGGUGUUUGAGCUUGUAAACAACAGAGAUUACAAAGAAUUGUACCAUACAUUCACUGACUAUGAUAUUCGGUUCUACAUCUAUGAGAUUUUGAAGGCCUUGGACUAUAGUCAUAGCAUGGGGAUUAUGCACAGAGAUCUGAAACCCCAUAAUGUUAUGAUUGACCAUGAAAACAGAAAGCUAUGGCUAAUUGACUGGGGGUUGGCUGAUUUUUACCAUCCUGGAAGAGAAUAUAAUGUUCGAGUUGCAUCCCGAUACUUUAAAGGUCCUGAGCUAAUUGUAGAAUAUGAGAUGUAUGAUUAUAGUCUAGAUUUAUGGAGCUUGGGUUGCAUGCUGGCAAGUAUGAUAUUUCGCAAGGAGCCAUUUUUUCAUGGUAAUGAUAAUGAUGAUCAGUUGUUGAAAAUAGCCAACGUUCUGGGCACGAAAGAUUUCUAUAAUUAUAUUAACAAAUACAAAAUCUUAUUAGAUCCCCAUUUCAAAGUAAUGUUAGGCACACAACCCCGAAAGCAUUGGGGUUGCUUUGUUCACAGUGAGAACCAGCACCUUGUCAGCCCAGAAGCCUUUGAUAUUCUAGACAAGCUGCUAGUAUAUGACCAUCAGUCACGGCUCACUGCCAGAGAGGCCAUGGAACACCCAUAUUUUUGUACUGUAGUUAAGAACCAAACUCAACUUGAUUCAUGUAGUAAACCAGGACAGAAAAUGCAUGAAGAAAAGGGCAGUAUGAAUCCAGGUAAUUCUUUAGGGCCAGGAUCUUCAGCCCUUGGACGUCAGGCAGAUCCACCGGUGACAGGUGCUGCUAAGACCGCUCGGAAAACCACUAAACCAACUCGCACUAACAAGUAA